CUAAUGAGCUCUUGACAGCUGUGAAAGUGUAAUCCAGCCGCAGCUCGCGAGGAAGGGGACCGUUAACUCUCUCAAACUGACAGGAUUUUAUCAUGGAUACCACAUUUACUUCAUUAAAAACGGCUGUCGGUGUAGUUUAACGUUAAGUGUGCGGUUUUCCUCCUCUUUAGAUGUGUUUGCGGUGAAGGAGUCGUUAAUAAUGUUCCGUUUGUUCUCGCUGGCGGCGGCGGAGCGCAGCAGACAGAAGCAGCGGCUCGAGCUCAGUCUGGCGGGAAUCUGCGAGCUCGAGCUGCUCAAGCGGCGGCACGAGGCGUUGAUCAUCAGCGCGCUCGCGCUUCACACUCCCGAACCGGAACCGGAGAGUCCGGCGCGGCCGCACGACGACUCGAACCCGAGGUUCCCGCCGCCGGACGCGUCGUGGAGUCUGAUGAAGCUGCUGCAGCAUCAGGUUGGAGAGCUGAAGGUGGACGCAGACAGCUGCGCAGUCGAGCCUCUUACUGACGCUGGAGACGGUCGACACAGCUCAGGUUCUGAACAGACUGAGGGUCCUUGUCUUCUCGGCCCGUCUGACUUCGCCCGCCCCGUCCGGCUCUCUGAGAGACCCAAGUCUGUUGGUGAUGUAUUUGUUGGUCGUGAGCUGAACGGGUCGGUUCGUGCUCCAGUUCCCCGCUCUCUCUCGGCGCCCCAUCCUCCGCUGGAGGGCAUCGGUGAAGAGGAGCCGUGGGUGUGGCAGCCCGGAGACGACGCAGAUGACGAACCCACUGCGGAGGACUACAGACAGGCGCAGCGUGUGGAGACAUACAUCCUGGGCCUGAUCCAGCGCCGCUCACCUCCCGCCAGACCGAACAAACCUCGCACCAGCCUGGGACCCGAAACCAGAGUAAUCAGACAGAGCAGCAUCAGCCGCAAAGAGCCGGCGUACGUCCAGUGGGCCGACGACGAGCAGCAGUGCUCCGUCCGCUAUCCCAGACCGGUGCUCGCCGGGAUUCGCUCCACGUCACUGGAUUUUCCUAGCAGCAGCGAGGCCGAAUCGCCACAACAUGUCUAUCAACACGCACACUCUCCGUCCUCUGACGAGCUGGUGAACGCGCAAUACAUCCCAGCGCAGCCUUGUCGCGCUCAAGCGUACAAAGCUCCGAAAGCCGGACGCUCACCUGAGAGGAAGCCAAGAGCGGCGCUGAAGAAGUGCCGCUUCACGGAGGAAAAGAUCGUGCCGAAGAAGCCCGGCCGGAAAGCCUGCCGCGCCCAAUCAGAGAACAACCUGCGAGGAGUUUCCGAGCGCAAAUACAACACAGCGGAGAGGAAUGUUACGCCCAAAACACGCCGCGGAUCGGGUCACCGCCGCUGGCGCUCCACGCUGGAACUGAGUCAGGACGAAGCUGAGACCGAACAACCAAUCAGACGCUCCCGUAAGCCUCGCCCACCGCCCUGUGUCUACAGCCAGCCGGCACCGCAUAUCCAUACCCGCGAAGACCCGCCGGGAGAGUCCGAGUCCAGCCUGAGCGAGGCCGAAUCGCCCGCCUCCAGCUCGCUGUCCAGUGACUCUGACGAGAGCGGCGGAUUGGUGUGGCCGCAGCAGCUGGCUCCGCCUUCUCCACCCGGAAACACCCUGCAGCCCAAAGCCUUUGUGAAGAUCAAAGCCUCGCAUGCGCUCAAGAAGAAGAUCCUGAGGUUCAGAACCGGGUCACUCAAAGUCAUGACCACCGUAUGAGACACACACACGCACGUCAUUACCACAUGAGCCACACUCACAAAGACACACACAUGCACAAGUCAUGACCACCAUAUGAGCGACAAGCACACACACACGCACUCACUCACUCACGCACUCACACACACACACACACUUAUUCCUGUUGAAUAUCUUGUGUGUUUUGGCUAAUUCAGUUCAGUUUCGUUUUGCUCAACCCUGAUCCCCAGUACGCAGUGAUGUUCAUUCUAGGAUGGAGACACUUUACCGUUUGUUUGGGCAGAAAUAGAGGACGAUAGACUGAGUGCAACUCAACACACCUUUACGACACUCAUGGCGUAAGAUGCUGAAAAAACAGCAGCCAAACAUCUGACGUCCGUCUGCAUUGACCAACACUUUAACAUAUCACAGAUAAACCGAGAUGAAUCACGACAAUGAUGAUGUCACACAUGUAAAUGUCUGUAAAUGUUCCCUGUAUUUAAACCUGUAAAUAAAAACCUCUUCGUAAUGAUA
Molecule: messenger RNA, 2203 nt
Organism: Ctenopharyngodon idella (grass carp)
Lineage: Eukaryota; Metazoa; Chordata; Actinopteri; Cypriniformes; Xenocyprididae
Gene: dact3a
Product: dishevelled-binding antagonist of beta-catenin 3a
Exons: 4
Coding region: 200-1711 (503 amino acids)
Biological process (GO): negative regulation of canonical Wnt signaling pathway
Cellular component (GO): cytoplasm
Source: RefSeq, a predicted model, not a curated record